AUCAUUUGUUGCUAUGGUAACCCGAGGCGCCAAAGAUUCAACAUGGCUGCGUGCUGGUUCGUGACUGGUUCGAAGGCAAUAAAACUCUAAAUAUCUCACUAAUUCCCGGCGAUGAAUAUGCCGAUUUCUCGUCUUGUAGCCUAUCGAGCCAUAGAAUGAAAUCUAAGGUAAAUGGACCACUCUGGGGAUUCAGGAAAAUUGAAUUCUACGGCUGUCGAACAAGAAGGACGAAUUGUUUACGGUGAGCUCGUGCAAGUUCUGGAACUCUCGGAAAAGAUUGCAAAGUCGGCAUUAGACGAAACCAUGGCGGAAUUACAAAGCCAACAGGACUCUGCAACUUCAGAAAUGUCUGGUGAGCAAUCAAGAGAUGAAAAUGAAAAAAACAAUGAUGAUGAAAAGUUGAAUGGUGAUAUCAAUGGCCAAGAAGAAGAAGCAAAUAAUGAUGAUACAGAACAUGAAAGGAAUCUGAUUCAGGAACCAGCAAACAGCUCAGAACCACAGAAUGAGGACCCUUCAAGUGAAGAUAAAGACUUUGCGAUUGCUAAUGGGGUGUCACCCUCAUUGUCAGCCUCACCAUCUGAAGAUGAAAGUAUUGUCAAUGAUAAUAAGGAUAAAAGCAGUACAGUCAAGGAAGACAAGAUAACAACAGAGAACAAUGACAAUUUACUUGAGAGGAUAGAACAGGAACUGAUCACUAUCAAACAGGAGAAGGAAAUGUUUGAAGAAAUGCUAUUACAAGAAAAGCAGAAAAGCAAGGAUUUAGCAAGUAGUGAGGAAAAUCUGCAAAACCUGAACAAAACUCUCCAAGAUGAGUUGAACAGCAAAAAUGAAGAGAUAGGAAAGUUGAGACCGAUGUUGACAGAGCGUGAUUCAAUGAUUGCUGAACUAAGGUCAGAACUUGCAACCUUCCAAGAAAACAAAAAUAUGCUGUCGUCUACUUUAGAGGAUACAAGGAAUGAGCUUGAUGGUGUCAAAGGAGAAUUGGAAAGUCAGGAACACACCCUCAGAGAGUUAAAAGAGAAAGUGCAUGCAUUAGAAGAAGAAAAUGGCGAAAAAGAGCAAGAGAUUUCUAAGCUAAAGGAUGACCUUGAAUCUGCUAAUUCUGAACUUGGUCGAGUGGGGCAAGUUAAGAGUGUUACAGAGAGUCAAUUGCAAUCAGAUUUGGACAAGACGAAGGCAGAAAUCAGGUUGAAAAAUCAGGAGAUUUCAAAACUAGAAGGUCGCCUCAGCAACUCACAAACUCUUUUUGACAAAUCAGAGACUGAAGGCCUGAAACUUAAAGAGGAAAUCAAAUCUUUAAAGGACAAAAUAAGAUAUCUAGAAAAAAAGCGAGCUUCAGAAAAGGAGAGAAGUCCAGGAUCCACUCCACGAUCAGACUCACAGUCACCAUCACGCUCUAGCUCUGACCAGAUUGACAAGCACUUGUCACUUGAGGCUCAAAGGCGGAGCCAAGAGCGCAUCCAGGAAUUACAACAGAAAGUUAUCCAGGUCAACUGUGAGAAGCAAAAGAUAAAGGGGGACUAUGACGAGGCCGUCAAAGCUUUGGAAGCUGUGGACAAAGUGUAUAGUGUCCGUGAGAUGGCAUUGCAGAAAUACAAGGCAGAACUUGAGGAGGCUAACCAACUUUUAAAGAAAGAUGCAUCUGAGAUUGAGCUCCUUAAGCAGGAGAUUGCCCAGUUAAAGGGAGACUUAUGUCGGGCCGAGGAAAGCAAAGCAGAGCGAGAGGAAUUGAGGCAGCAGAUUGCACGUGCACGCGAGGCAUCGGCGCUGUACAAAGAUGAGCUGGAAACUGUGCGAAAGGACCUUAGCGACCAAGUGCAUGAGGUCAACCUUGCCCAAUCACGGGCAAGAGAACGUGGAAAGAAGAUUCAAAUUAUGGAGCUGGAGAUACGGGAAGUGAAAGAUACUCUGUUGAUCUCAAAGAGCGUUCUUGAAGAGAAGGAGAAGAACAUGUCCAGUAUAAAAGCAUCUCUAGAGGCGGAGAGGAACAAAGUCAAGAAACUGGAGCAGGAGAUAGACGAGUUAUCGUUUGUGAAGAAAAAACUUAAUUACACAGAGGAAGAGAAGGCACGAGUUGAAAGCAAACUUAAGCAAAAAGAACAGGAUUUGAAAGACUCAAAGGAGCGACUUAACAAUCUUAUCAACAAGAAAAAGGAACAAGACCUCGCGAUGGACAGUCUACAAAAAGAGCAAAAGAAACUUCAAAAGCGCUGUGAAGAUCGUGAGGAUGAGAUCCGUCAGCUGAGGCAAAUAAUCGAGGACAAAGAGAGUGACAUUGAGGAACAAGUCAUGGAGCUGAUUCAUCUGCGAGAUCAGAUAGACGAGUUGAACCGCCAGUUGACGGAGAUCUGGGCCUCGUACACGGCUGAUAAGGCUUAUUGGAGAAACAAGGCUGAUCGUUCAUUUACAAGCAGAAGGAGACCAAAAAGUGCGCCUCCAAAACGCUUCAACAAAGUGAACUCCCCUCCUGAGCCGUCUACACACCCCGCCAGUCACAGUAUAUCCCACAGACGGAUCGUUAACAAGCUGGGCGUGUCCCUUAUCAACCCGAGCUACAUCCAGACCCAGCACAAGAAUAUCCCACGUAAGACUCCAUCACCGCAGCCUGAAAACGAGUCUCAAACUCAAACCGAUGAGCCUACUAAGACCGAAGCUACAAAUAAAGACACAAGCCUGGUCCCAAUCAAGGAUGCACAGAAAGAAAGCCCCCCUCGCCUCUCACCACGCCCUCCUGAAACAGCCCACAGCACUACAAAACCACUACGACCGAUGUCUUCAUAUGGAAUGCGGACAUACCCACCGGCAGGGGGUACAGUGGAUGUUGGGCGGGGCUACUAUAGUGAUCGAGAGCCUGAGGAUUUAUGGAUGGAAAGUGGAAGCCUGGCCAGCGGAGACAGCGAGGAGCAGUUUGCAAAGCAUGUGGUGCAUAAAGGGGACAGAGUCAUGAUUCAGAGUGAUAUAGGAGGCGACGGAAUGGUGAAUGUGUCUGGAGUUGUCAAGUACGUGGGAAAAGUGGGCAAAAAAACCGCCACAAGCAGCGUUUACGUGGGACUAAAGCUCGACCAAUCAGUUGAUAAUAAUAAUUGUACGCCCAACGGCAAACGCUACUUCAAGUAUCACUCGAAGAACGGAAAACUCGUGAAGGUGGCUGACGUUCAGGCUUUUAUGCAUCCACGUCUACGAUGAGAAGACCGGGAGACUUGUGGUGACAUGCUUUGAUAACAUGGGCUACCUGCGGUGGCAUAUUCAAACAACAUGGGCUACCUGUGGUGGCUUUUUUUAAAUGGGUUACCUGUGUAUGAUUACACCGGGUGCAUGAUUGCUUGACUAUUUUAUCUCGACGACAUUCGGGUUUUCUGUGGUGUCGUCAUUGUCUUGUUUUGUCCUUAGUUUUACAGAACAACAUCGUGUAACCAAUUUUAUUUAAAGUAUACCGGACCGGUCCUCCUGUGAAUGAUACGGGUACCCUGUGUUUAUUAGCAAGAACAUUUAUGAUCACUCUACGGUCUACGGCUAUUAUGUACCAAUGACAUAUUAUUCGAGAUACCUGUGGUUUUCACUUAAAAAUAUGACGAUUACCGGCUCCCUUGGUUUAUAAGAAACGUAUCAAUAUUUCUUGUAAAAUAAUUCUUUUGUGGUAUUUUUGUAAAAUAGUUUUCAGGAACAAAUUACUGUAUCAUUACGGAAAUAAUUAAUAAACGUUUAUCUUUAUUUGCAA
Molecule: messenger RNA, 3718 nt
Organism: Nematostella vectensis (starlet sea anemone)
Lineage: Eukaryota; Metazoa; Cnidaria; Anthozoa; Actiniaria; Edwardsiidae
Product: golgin subfamily A member 6-like protein 22
Exons: 13
Coding region: 172-3186 (1004 amino acids)
Biological process (GO): centriole replication
Cellular component (GO): centriole; centrosome
Source: RefSeq, a predicted model, not a curated record